This is a messenger RNA of Cylindrotheca closterium, 447 nucleotides long. Lineage: Eukaryota; Bacillariophyta; Bacillariophyceae; Bacillariales; Bacillariaceae. The record is from the annotation of a GenBank genome assembly.
AUGGCAUCAUCCCGACCGUCGUCCAGUCUUUUGACCGGGCUCAUCCUGGCUGCCUGCCUUCUUUCCUUUGUCCAUGGAUGGGGGGUGACACCAAAACCAUGGAAUACCAAGCCACGUAUAACGGACACCGACAACAACUCAAUCUCUGGUGAUCGACGUAUCUUUUUGCAAUCCUCCCUAUUAUCGGCGUCUACAACCGUAGCAAGAUUUGGUCCCCUUUCCCCGCAAACAGCCAUAGCGGCCGAUAAUGAUGAUCCCUUUGCCGCCUUGGAUUCCUUUGCCGCCACUGUUGGCAGCACGCCUCCCAAUAGUCUCAACCCUCCUCCUAAUCCCACCAGCAGCAGUAAUCCCAAAGGUGCAUCACAGCCCACGGGACCGUCUGAUAUGAGUGAAGCGUUAAAGGAUAUCCGAAAACAAACGAAAAUUGACCCAAGAACGCAUGGAUAA